This is a messenger RNA of Haliotis rufescens (red abalone), 5564 nucleotides long. Its product is annotated as semaphorin-5A-like. Gene Ontology annotation, biological process: extracellular matrix organization. NCBI's taxonomy places the organism in Eukaryota, Metazoa, Mollusca, Gastropoda, Lepetellida, Haliotidae. The record is from RefSeq and is a predicted model, not a curated record. Gene Ontology annotation, cellular component: extracellular matrix. The transcript is spliced from 6 exons. Bases 636 to 1325 code for a protein of 229 amino acids. Gene Ontology annotation, molecular function: protein binding; metalloendopeptidase activity.
GAUUCUGAACAGAGCCCAAUGCAAUGUGUCGUGUACGCGAGUGGCGAGGGCGACGCAAACAGACGCUAUUUGUUGGAAGGUGAAAUGCAACAGCGUUCAUGGCACGCGAUCGAAGGCAGUCAGUGAAUAUCGUCUUUAUAUAGCCGAGGUAAAUCGUAGCUGAGGAUUGUCGUUCUGAUUGUAACCGCCGAGUCAGGCCGACAUCACGAAUGAGGACACUCGACUAUUGACACUGUGGUAUAACCUGUUGCUUGUUGAUGAUGCUGUGUUUUAGGGCCGCGCAUCCUUCAUCCUAUCAUCUCUAGCCUUUCUUUGAAGGAUGUAACACAGACCUUGUCUUGUAUUGAGGAGCUCCUUCACUGGUGAGCCGGUACCUAUGCUAAAUUUAACCCGUCAUCAACUGCAUGGCAAAUGAAUGCGUUGAUGAAUUGAGUAUUUUAACCAGAAGUUUUCUUUGUGACCUAAUUACGUAGAAUUAUAAACUGGCAAUCGCACCAAGACACCAACUUAAGAGAUUCCACUGGAUUUAAUACCAAUCGACGUCGACAUCACAAAGAUCAAUAAUCAGUUCCGUGGGAGUCUUUGAAAGAACAUCUGUAGCGGAUCAGGGAAGGUUUACAGGAAACGGAUAAGCGAUGGAUCUGAAGUGUGUCCCCGUGCUGUCCGUCGUUGUGCUGAUGCUGCUGGACAUCGUCGCUGGUCAGAAUGCGGAUGUAGGCGCGUGGACGAAGUGGUCCCAAUGGUCAGCGUGUUCCGAAUCGUGUGGGAGCGGCAUAACCUCCAGGACACGUCACUGGGAACAACCGAAGGGCGAGACACCGUUUGAUAAACCCUUCACAAUGUCCGAGAACUCUGGUUGCAACAACGGACAAUGUCCCGUUGACGGUAGCUGGAGGCCCUGGGGCAUAUGGUCACCAUGUUCCGAGGCAUGUGGUGGAGGUAUUCGACAGCGGGAUCGCACGUGCAAUCCACCUAUCAAUGACGGGAUGGAAUGUGAUGGAGAGGCCUUUGAAGAUGACGAGUGCAACACAGUGCCGUGCCCACCUCUGCCCGUCCGGUUUAACACAUCAAUGUGCGCGACAUCGAAGUACUUCACGUGCAAGAGCGGCAAGAUGUGCAUACCAAUGAGCGAAUUGUGUGACGACACCGUGCAGUGCCACGAUGGCAGCGACGAGAAGAGCGACCCCUGUUUUAAGGACAACCGGGUGGGGUCGGUCCACUACCAGUUCGUCAAGGACACGGGUGCAUCUCAUAGUGGAUCUCUCUCCGUCAUCGUUGGUCUGGUUGUCAUGGUGAUAAUGAUGCACGUCAUCGGACACUGUUAAGUGACAGGUGCGAGGCUGAAAUGGACAUCCCGACGUCAUUGGUUGGUGUAUGAAAUAUACAACACAUCUGCGAAAUGAAGAUGAAGAAAUGUGGUUUUCGUCCAAAAUUGAAUUUCUCAUCAACUUGUGUUAUUUCAAGACGAUAGUCUAAUCGUCCACUCAGUAUUGUUUUGUGCACAGACGUAUGUGACGAACAUUCUAUUAUUCUCUGUGACGACUUGAAGACGUCUGAACGUCACCCUGACGUAAAGUUCCCAAGGACAUGUAAGAUGCCGACAACAACGGGAUGCAACGCAUAGACGACUAUUUGUUUGCCAAAAAUGAAAUCAAAUGAUUUGAUUGUUUAUAUGGACGUGGUGUCAAAGACUAAUCUUUCCGAAGGGGAUGAAAGUCACGUGACAUUAACACGUGCUGAAACUGAUAUCAAGAAACAUGUAAUUCUGCGUAUAUCGGUAUGCAAUUUGCAUAUCUACAGAUGAUGGCACCAUAACGUGGCUAUGUACACGUGUUUAUGUUGAUAUGAAAUCUACACGCAUGUAGCGGAUUGAAAUACGCACGCUGAUGUGUGCGUUGUGAAAUGUACAACGGCUGGUGUGAAAUCCACUCGUGUAUAUAUCAGGCCGACAAUCUUUGUCCAUCCGGUGUGUACUUAACUCUCGUCGUCAUCUGACUCCGGGUCGUACAGUACUGACAUGUAGUUUAUGGGAGAAUAUCAAAUAUUAUAUCAUUAAUCAAAAUACCCAUGAAGCCCUUGCGUCAUGGCGGCAGUGAGUUUGAAACAAAGUCCUUCAGGUCAACCUACUCGAAAGCUUCACAAAACAUCCAUUACCUCUAAUGGGUUACAACGCAGGGGGUGACAGAACGAAAACUAGGCGAAGGCAAAAUCUAUACGCUAUUUAAAUUAUAAAAAAAAAAAAAUAGGUCGAAGCUCGUGAGACUUUUUUAUAUCAAAAUAUCCGAAACCCCACGAGCGUAUAAUUUUUACGUCAAAAAAUUAACAUUCUUACAAUUUUGGUUUAGUCAUCAGACAUGGUUGAUACAGGAUCUCGAAGCAAUGCCUUUCGCGUUGUGUAUACUUAUGUCUUCUGGUCAAAUCGGCAUUAAAUGGAAGGCAUUUUGAAAAUGAGUUUUAACCUUUUACAUACACCGAUUGACAGGAAAAGUAUGUUACCAUGACUACAACGAACUCACGUUCGUUGGAGUAAAUGAUAUUCGAGUGUUCAUCAAAUCAAAUUACGAUAGUUUUCAUAUUUUCAUUAAUCCCGUAGAAUUCGUAAAGACAGCUGUUGUCAAUAGGCCUAUGCAAAGUAGAUUUACGUAAGUGUAAGUUGCUUUUGCAGAUUUGCCAUCAACCCCUUCGACGCAAUAUGCUAUAUAGGGUAAUUUGUUUGCUUUCUACAUUUAAUUUGUCAUUUAUUAUAUAACCCAUGGUUAACAGACCUGUUCUUGUUUUGUCUUUUAUAUAAGAAAUGGUUUGGAUAUGUUAUUGAACCAUUCAGAUUUCCCGAAACGUCGGACAAAUCAGUUCUAAAGAAUAUUAUGUCGGAGUACCCGUGUGCCUCAAGUGCUAAUGUCUUGUUACCUGAAAGGUCCGAGAAAGAGACAAUUAAAUUAUUAUUAAUCUUUCAUUAACGGCAUUUGUUAGAAGGAAUGGUGUUCAUCAUUAUUAGGGGCACGGGUGGCCCAGUCGUCUAAGGCGCCGCGAUUCGCUGUCCAGAGUUGCGUCCCUUGGACACGCCAGAAACCUAUGAUUGUGGGUUCGAAUCCCGGUUCGCCCCGAUUAUGUUUCUAGGUUUGUCAGCACCAUACCCGUGCUCGUGGGUUUUACCGAAGAGGUAAACGUCUGAGACCUGCAUCACUUCGGGCUUUCCUCCCACAUUAAGCUGGAACGCCGUGAUAUAACUGGAAUACUGUUAAAAGCGGCGUUAAACCCAAAUCACUCACUCAUCAUUAUUAUGUUUAGUGUUUGGAAUUCCCUUGUUUCAUCCAUCUAUGUAUAGUACGACGCUUGCUGCAUGCACAGCAGCUAUACACGCCCCAUAUAUUUAAAUACGUAAAAAAACUAAACCCAUUUUCGGACUAAUCAUUUCAGUGAGUAAUCAAAAGUUUGUGAAUUUAAAAAAAAAGUGUAUUCAGGCAAAGUUCCUAGUUCAUGAUCAUGAAAUGUUCGCAUAGUUGUUAACUGUAAGGGGCACUGUUCAUGAAUUGUUCUCAUAUUGCAUUUUAAAUGAUGUCAUUCGUACAUGUAGUUACUGCGCAUGUCUACGCAUAUCGUUAUCUGCGCAUGUCACCAGAUCAUCUGACCGUUUAGUGUCAUGUGAAAGGGAUGUUUCCGUUAAUUUUGAUAUCUCCUGGCUUAUGAACUAUGUUAUCCUAUUUAUUUUUGUGUUCUCCUCUCUUCAGUAGUUGAAGGAAGUAGGAGACUUGUUCGAACCAUCCCAUUUGCUCGGCGCGCGGCCAUCUUUUCAUUGUUACUGUUGAAGGAUCGAGCCACAACUGAACGGUGCUUGUUGAUGAAGUCAAAACAUAUUUUCUUUCAAGCCUCGUGGCUUAUCUUAACUGAUGUACAUACUUUACCACUCGUCUGUUUGUAUAUUCGCCUAUUUGUAUAUUGUUGUUACUGACAAAGCUGUUCCGUAUCCACAUGCCUUUCACCACUCCUCUGUAUCAUAUUAACAAUCUCUCGAAGUCUGACAAUAUCACUGAAAACACUCGUGCUUUUCUCGUGAUGAACUGCGAGAUCCGUUAAAUCCAUUCGUCACCACUCCCGUCUUCCCGGAAGCCUUCGGAUCGUCCCGGACUGACACGAGUGGUCACGAACGUCAGGCAAUCUGGACACUCCAUAUCCGUCUACGCAAAACCAUGUUUUUUUCAAUACGCAUUUUAUUUUGUUUAUCUUUUAGAAGAGUAUUUGUAGUAGCUAGCGUAUAUUUCCCUCUGAUUUCUUCACCUUUAUGAAGCUAACAGAUUUAGGAGGCUUAGAUUUGAACGUAAAUGCAAUUCUUUGGUUAUGCAGUCAAAUUCUGAUGUAAGGAAUAGCAACAGGUCAAGGAUUACUUUUCAUCUUCUCUGGCGUUGCGCGGCGCGGCGCUGCAGUUACCAAUACGUUGGAACGUCAGGAAAAAGAUCCUGAUUCCUUUACUCGCAUGAGGAAAAUGCGUGAGUCCCAUUGAAGUGCCACCUACCCCGGCGUAAUAGGAAAUAAUGCUAACACGGCGCAAAAUGAAAGUCACUAUUUCUCUAAUUAUCUUCGGAGUGACUGUUUAACGAAAGCCAACUACGUAUUCCUUUUAUACAAACGUGUGUAUUUUGUCAUCAUUAUUAUAAGCAUUAUGUUGUACAUUCCCUUGCUAUUCCUGCGUUCAUCCUUGGCACGCAGGGUUAUGUUUUCUGGGAUUCCACGCCUAACCCUUACGCACCCAUGACGAGCCUGUAUGUCAUUCCCCUGUGUACCGAGGAUGUCUUGCUUUAUAUUUCGCUGUUUGUUUGUGUUCCGAUGAACUUUCCGACAACUCAAGCAGACUUCACUCUUGACACAGCCGUGCGUUGCACCGAUCACAAGAGCAAUAAAACAGUGAUACCGUUAAUUUCAGCUAUUAAUCGUUAAUUUCGAUAAAUAUUUUACCCUUGUUAAACGAACCAUUUUUUGCACAAACAAAUGUAAUGACUUGUUUCCCCAAAUACAGCUUCAUUAAUCAUUACACAUUUUCAAUACGCCUUUUUUUAACUUAUCUUUUUAACUUAUCGUUGAUUUUCAAACUACUGUCAAGUGAAAGGUAUUGGUGGUAUGUAUCUGAAAGGCACAUAAAAGGAUUGCUUCCAAUAAUAAUUUUCUCAAUAUGUCUAUCAACCAAAGAAUAUAUCUUAAAAUAUCUGUUCUAUAUCAUGUUAAGAAAUAAAUCAAAAUAUUUCAAACUUAAAGAAGCAUUAAAACACUGAUGUAGUACUAAAUACUUUUUUAAUAUAGACAAGUUUUUUUGUAAUACAUCUUCUGUUUAUAUCUAAAUAGAUUUCCCUGCAUCAAGUUUUUUUUCCUGAUGUAUUUACGGGUGAAUUAAUUUUGCGAUUAAAUUGACAUUGAACAAAUCUGAUAUUUGUAUAUGAACUAUUUUCGCCAUGUUAGAGUUUUAUAACGAAUGUGAUCUACUAUGAGGUGAUUCGCCUCUACUUUCAUGCAGAUAGCUACUGGCAUAUUUGAGCUUCGUGUUGGUUAUCUGAAAUAAACAUGUUUGAAAUAUA